Fusarium coffeatum is the source of this 717-nucleotide messenger RNA. RefSeq lists its product as uncharacterized. Lineage: Eukaryota; Fungi; Ascomycota; Sordariomycetes; Hypocreales; Nectriaceae. Gene Ontology annotation, cellular component: phosphopantothenoylcysteine decarboxylase complex. The transcript has a single exon. The record is from RefSeq and is a predicted model, not a curated record. Gene Ontology annotation, biological process: coenzyme A biosynthetic process. The coding region runs from base 1 to 717 and encodes 238 amino acids. Gene Ontology annotation, molecular function: phosphopantothenoylcysteine decarboxylase activity; FMN binding.
AUGCUUCACACAGUCCAACACGGGCACGAAGCCCAUCACGACCAGAACAUGCGCAACUCAACAGAAGCACUCGAACUAGCCCGGAGCGAUGGCAAGCGCCACAUCCUUCUAGCAGCCUCAGGGUCCGUUGCGACAAUAAAGCUUGUCCAGAUAAUAAACGGUCUCAAACAUCUAGAGAACAUCUCCAUCCGUCUCAUCCUUACACAAUCAGCAUCAGAGUUUCUGUCGGGCCAAAGUCUUGAACAACCUACCGUGGAACAGGUUUCCCGUCUACCACAUGUCGAUGCUAUUUACACAGAUGCCAACGAGUGGGCUCAACCAUGGAAACGCAAUGCGCCUAUCCUACAUAUCGAACUUCGACGCUGGGCAGAUGUACUAGUCAUCGCACCGUUGAGCGCGAAUACGAUGGCUAAGAUCGUAAACGGAAUGUGCGACAAUCUCUUAACGUCUGUUGUUAGAGCGUGGGACACCACAGGUACUGUGGAUGGUGUGAAGAAGAAGAUCUUGGUAGCGCCUGCUAUGAAUACGGCUAUGUUUACGCAUCCUAUUACUGCGACACAGCUUAAGGUGUUGGAGAAGGAUUGGGGAGGCGAGGGGGGUUGGUUUGAGGUUUUGCAGCCGAUUGCAAAGAGUUUGGCUUGUGGGGAUGUUGGGAAUGGGGCUAUGGUUACGUGGGAGAGAAUUGUGGAGGAGAUUGAGAAGAAGAUUACAAAUUGA